Papilio polytes (common Mormon) is the source of this 1902-nucleotide messenger RNA. RefSeq names its product phosphate carrier protein, mitochondrial-like. Gene Ontology annotation, biological process: mitochondrial phosphate ion transmembrane transport. NCBI's taxonomy places the organism in Eukaryota, Metazoa, Arthropoda, Insecta, Lepidoptera, Papilionidae. Bases 114 to 1178 code for a protein of 354 amino acids. Gene Ontology annotation, molecular function: phosphate transmembrane transporter activity. Gene Ontology annotation, cellular component: mitochondrial inner membrane. The transcript is spliced from 9 exons. The record is from RefSeq and is a predicted model, not a curated record.
AUAUAACAUCUGACAUGUCCAUGGCGCUUGCGUCGACAGCUUAGUUCCUUUAGCACUGUGCAAAAAGCGCGGUGCGGUGUAUUCUGCAUUUCCAUCGGAUUUAAGACAUUAAAAUGUUCUCAUCCCUGCUGGAUGUGGCGCGGAACUCGCCCUUCCGUGGGCCCCUCUCCCCCGCACAGUGCGAGCCCGCCAUUGCUGCACCACAAGCUGCACAGAUCGGCAUGGCGGCGGCGGCGGAGGUGCAGGGUGAUUCGUGCGAAUUCGCAUCGCCCAAGUACUUCGCCCUGUGCGGUCUCGGGGGCAUCCUCUCUUGUGGUAUAACUCACACUGCUGUGGUCCCCUUGGACUUGGUGAAGUGCCGGCUGCAGGUGGACCCUGACAAGUACAAGAAUGUGAUGACUGGCUUCAAGGUGUCAGUGCGCGAGGAGGGCAUGCGAGGACUCGCUAAGGGCUGGGCCCCCACCUUCAUUGGAUACUCCCUACAGGGGCUGUGCAAGUUCGGUCUGUACGAGGUGUUCAAGGUGACGUACUCCGGUAUGCUGGAUGAGGAGACGGCGUACUCGUACCGUACUUUCGUGUACCUCGCGGCGUCCGCCUCCGCGGAGUUCUUCGCUGAUAUCGCGCUCUCCCCGCUAGAGGCCGCUAAGGUCCGUAUCCAGACUAUGCCGGGCUUCGCGUCGUCGCUGCGCGAGGCGUGGCCCAAGAUGGUGCAGAACGAGGGCUACGGCACCUUCUAUAAGGGUCUGGUGCCGUUGUGGGGUCGGCAGAUUCCCUACACCAUGAUGAAGUUCGCCUGCUUCGAGAAGACAUUGGAACUACUCUAUAAGUACGUGGUGCCGAAGCCCCGCGAGCAGUGCACGAAGGGCGAGCAGCUGGUGGUGACGUUCGCGGCGGGCUACAUCGCCGGCGUCUUCUGCGCCAUCGUCUCGCAUCCCGCUGACACAGUCGUCUCCAAACUCAACCAGGACAAGACAGCGACUGUGGGGUCUAUCAUGGGCAAGCUGGGCUGGGCGGGCGUGUGGAAGGGACUCGGACCCAGGAUCGUCAUGAUCGGUACACUCACCGCACUGCAAUGGUUCAUCUACGACGCUGUCAAGGUAUGGCUGCGUAUGCCGCGACCGCCGCCCGCGGAGAUGCCGGAGUCGAUGCGCAAACGACUAGAAGCGGAAGGAAAGUAAAUACACUUGAAAACUCGCACAAACCCAUGCACAAAACAUAUAUUCCAUUAUUUAGACUUGACAUGUACACGACCCUUGUAUUAUAACUUUCACAUUUAUAAUAAACGAAGCUUCGAACUUACCGGUACUUUCUCUGAAAGUUACUAAAUCAAAGUUUAAUAUGUAAUUUUAACAAAUUAUAAUAAACCCCAUUUUUUUGUUAUAAAAUAUAUAUUUGAAUCUCUUUGGUUAUAAUAGGAUAUGUCCUUUUUCAUCUGUUAUAAAUCGAAAAGCCACAUUUAAUUAUCUAUUUUAAUUGUAAAUCUCGUGAAUUAUCUCAUUUUUAUAUAUUUUAUUUUUGAUUUAAUAAUUAUUUUAAUAGAAAUAAGUAGAAUGAAAAAAAUAUGACUUGUUCUUAUGAGUUAUAGAAGGUAUAUAAAAAAUAAUUUUUUAAGUUACUUUUCUUUGUUAGAAUUAUUUUAUAAAUACUUUCAAAUAUAAGAAUAAUGUACUUGUAUUGAAUAAGUUACCAGCGGGAAUAAACUUCAACAUACAUAGGGUCAUACGCAAACUAGAUAACUUUUUUUUUCAUACAAAUGUGCAUGGAAUUCUUCGAUAAAUACGAAGAAUCAUAAUAAAUAAGAACUUAGCCUGUUUCCGUAGUGUACUGUAUAGUUUCAUGUGAUUAAUGUAUUUAAGGAAUCAUGUUAAAUUAUUUCGAAUAAAUGAUUUUUUUUCUUAUGUA